This is a messenger RNA of Aphanomyces invadans, 882 nucleotides long. RefSeq lists its product as hypothetical. Lineage: Eukaryota; Oomycota; Saprolegniomycetes; Saprolegniales; Verrucalvaceae. The coding region runs from base 1 to 882 and encodes 293 amino acids. The transcript is spliced from 5 exons. The record is from RefSeq and is a predicted model, not a curated record. Gene Ontology annotation, molecular function: protein binding.
AUGUCCAACUUGUCGGCAGUUCCGACGCAGCACCAGAUCGAUUCGGACGAAGAUGACGAAGAAGUGUACGGGUCGAUGCAAUCUUCCGUGUUGGGUGGCUCGAGCUCGAUGGAUUCGUCGAAUCCGUCGUCGAUUACGUCGUCGUCGAGCCACAUGGGGUCGUUUCAGAACAACUUGAGCUCGUCGCGCCUGGCAUCGCUGAGCGGUGUGAUUGACGAAGCGGACGAAGUGCAGUACCAUCGCAGCCGUGGAUCGAACGAGCACCCACGUCCGCCCCGCCCGGACGGCAGUGGGUUCAUCCCGCUCACGACGUUGUCGGCGUCGACGCAGCUGACCCAAGUCAAGCAGUUUUCGUACCCGUUGCAUUACACGGACGGGCAGCUCUGGCCGUUGGCGCCGAUCCCGACUGAAGAGCCGGCGCGUCUGCGCAAACUCGACGACCUGUCCAUCCUUGACACCCCUCAAGAGCAGGAAUACAAUCACAUUGCCCAGGGCGCGGCGGACGCGCUGCAGGCGUCGUUCGGGUUCAUCAGCUUCAUCGACGCCAAGCGCGAAUGGGUCAAGGCAUCCUAUGGCAAUGGCGCGGGCGCCAACACGAGCGUCUCCCGCGAUGUCUCGAUCAGCGCCCACGUCAUCAUGUCGUACGAGGUGACGGUGGUCCCCAACUUAACGACAGACGUCCGGUUUCGUGACAAUCCGCUCGUGUUGGACGGCAUCAAGUUGCGCAGCUUUGUCGGGUAUCCGCUCGUGACGUCGGACGGGUUCAUCGUUGGCGUGCUUGGGGCCGCCGACACACGGAUUCUGUCGCCAGCAAGGAUGGUGAAGUUCGUAAUGUUUGGGCCUUUGUGUAUGACACUGUUCGAGUGUGUUUGCGACCGAUGA